AGUCUGGGCGGACGGUCGCAGGUCUCGCUGGCCGGCGCUGGUACCGUUGCGCCGGGCAAGUCGGAGGACAGCCUCUUGGCCGCGCCGGUCGGCUCGUCUUCGGCGGCUCCCAGCGACAGCUGGGCCACUCUGGCCUGUGUCGGCGUCGGCGUCGGCGUCGGGAGUACACCGAGGGAGCCUGUCGUCAUGGCGUUGGCGGGGGCACAGUCGGCGCCCACUCGACGACGCCAGCUCCGCUUGCCCGGUUGGCUGGUGAGGACGCCGAGUCUGCUGAGAAGUCCUGACAAAGAGGGCGACGGCGAGGCUGCCACGGCGACUGCUGUUCAGGAUUCGGCUGUCUUUGAUGCGAGGGCGGCGCAUCUGCUUGGUCGUUCGAGCCGGGUUGGUGGUCGCGUUGAGGCGGCUGAGGGGACUGGGGCGAUCGGCGAAUCACUUCGCGGGCAUCAGUCGGUCCGGUUCCAGGUGGAGGAGAAGGUCGCUAGGCAGACAGCCGCCUACACAGUCUUGGCGACUGAGUAA
Messenger RNA from Protopolystoma xenopodis, 519 nucleotides. Lineage: Eukaryota; Metazoa; Platyhelminthes; Monogenea; Polystomatidea; Polystomatidae. The record is from the annotation of a GenBank genome assembly.